This is a messenger RNA of Mycena indigotica, 639 nucleotides long. RefSeq lists its product as uncharacterized. Lineage: Eukaryota; Fungi; Basidiomycota; Agaricomycetes; Agaricales; Mycenaceae. The record is from RefSeq and is a predicted model, not a curated record. Bases 10 to 639 code for a protein of 209 amino acids. The transcript has 2 exons.
CUCUCCACCAUGACCGACCCAGUGCUACCGCCAGACCUGGAGCGCGCCAUCUUUGAGCUCGCGGCGUGGGGCGAUGUGCGGAUGAUCGCGACGCUGCCGCUCGUCGCUCACCGCGUCAACGCCUGGAUGCGGCUGCUGCGCUUCCGAGUGUACCGCAUCCCGGACUACAAUGGCCUCAGCGUGCUCUGGGGACAUGCAGCCGCAUUCCCGCAAAGCCGGGCGGCCAUGACCCACCUUGCGAUGGUCGCCACCGGUUGGCCCACAGCCACCAUUCUGGCGCGGCUGGCGGCGACGUUCCCACACAUCGUCGACCUCGCGCUGUGGGGCAUCCCGCACCGCGCGAACGACCUGCAGCCAAUCGGGGCGCUGGCCAAUCUGCGCCGCCUGGCGCUGAGCCCGCUCUACGCCUUCCGGAACAACGCCGCCACCGCCGUCGCCGUCCGGAGCCUGGCGCCGCUCGCCCGGCUGACACACCUCGCGCUCCUCGCGGCAGCCGGCCCGUGGCUUGUCCCCACGCUCGCCACGUGCUUCCCCGCGCUCACCCACCUCGCCCUCUUCGAGCAGCACCCUCCGCGCGCCGCAUUCGUCGUCGACAUGCGCCAGCUGCUGCGGUCGCUGCGCCUCGCAGUGUGCGUGUAG